AUACAUUUUACACGUCGUUGUUUUUUUUAUCUUUCAGUUCCCGCUUGCAAUGUUUCAAUACCUGGCAAAAGUGUAAUCUCCCAGAGGAUACCCCCUAAUUUAAAGGAGAAUCAGAAGAAGACCGUUACAUUAUUUCCACCGCUGUCAGAACCUAUUCCGAAUUUGCCGAAAGUUGUUUAUUCGACUACGAAAGAGGAGCAUCAAACGACGCUGAUCACAGUCUUACCAAAUGGCUUGAAAGUCGCGUCUGAAAAUAGCUUACGUAGAGGUUUAUUUUGUAUUCACGCCUCAUACACACCGUCCCAUGUGAAGGAAAUGGUAGAAGUAAUUGUGCACGAGAUGGUCGCCAUGACGAGCGGAUUUUCGGAUAACGAAUUAGCGAGAGAAAAGAAGAAAUUGCUGUCGAUGCUGCUUAUGAAUCUGGAACAACGACCCGUUGUAUUCGAAGACAUUUGUAGACAGGUUCUGGCGACUGGCACCAGAAAACGGCCUGAAUACUUCAUGCAAGCUAUUAAUGGAAUAUCUAAAGAUGACAUCAACCGAGUAGCGCAACGUUUAUUAAAAUCACCACCUUGCUUAACAGCACGUGGCGAAGUAAAGACUGUACCUUCCAUGGCGGGCAUUCAAAACGGCUUGCUUGAUGCGCAAGGUUGAGAGUGUUCGAUAUUGGAUCCCCGAUGUUAACCAAAGACUAAUAAUCUUAUAAGGCUUCUGAUGUUUCAGGACAUCUUUGGUUUAUAACGUCAUAAGCGACAAAACGUCAAGAUCCGACACCUCGAUAAAAUGUAGUUGUGUACAAUAUGUUGCAACAUGCUAAUAAUCGAAGUAAAGGCUUCAUUGGAAAUGGACAAAUAUAAGAAAAACAGACUAAUUAAGAGUCAGGCGCGGUAAAUGUUAUUUUUAAAUUUUUACACAUUUUCAACCUUAGUAAACUGCGCUCCGACUAAAUUGUCAGACUUACAACAUCUCCGGUUGGAGUAGUAAGGAGGAAAAAAAUUUUACUACUCCAACUGGAGCUGUGUUGCAAGUCUAAUAAUUUAGUCGGCGCGCAAUUUACUAAGGUAGGAAAUAUGUAAAAAGUUAGAAUUAACAUUUGCAAAGCAUUUAUCGCGCUUGGCUCUUAAUUACGCCGUUUAUUUUAUAUUCGAAAAUCUAAUAUAUUUGUCAGCAAUCUUUUUGUGCUUGGUCGUCAUAUAAUUCGUCGUCUAUAUUACUUUCCGUUGAAGAUUCGCUACUUGCAUGUUGGUCAUUUCCUUGAACAGCUACCAGGUAUUGGGAAAUUUGCAAUAUAUUUCUGGUUGCUAACGGCUGUUAGCCAAUGAAGCCUUUACUUCGAUUAUUAGCAUGUUGCAACAUAUUGUACACAUAAUGAUCCUUGUGAAUCUUUUCGGAAUGCCCCAUAAAUGUGGCAAGAUCCGAUACUUCCAUAUUAUUAAGAUUUAAUUGUAUACAGUAUGUUGCAACAUGCUUUGGCAACAAUGUACCACGUAAAGUAUUAGACUGAAUUGCAUUACAUUCGCUUGAGAAUUUACGCAUUAAAAUGCAAGCUCUGAGAUAUUUGUACCUUUGUUUGUUAUAUCCAGGCAAUCCGAAAACGUAAGGAUUUUUUUCGGGUACGUUAGAUUUCUUUCGAUAUUUUAGAAUCAAAUUAAUGCAUUCAAAUACGUCCUAAUUUACCUCUUAUACAGAAUCUGAUAUACUGUUAGCAAUCUGUUUGUGUUCUUUUGAUAAUGACUUGUAAAGAUCGCUGUACAUGUUUUUAUUAACUCUUUUAUAAUUUUAAAAUUCUUCGAUAAGAAUGCAUUCAGUUUCUUCUGCCCGUCAUCUGUUAAACAAUUGUAUAGAAAUCAGUGUUACUUUUGCCAAAGAAAGCUAAGCAUAAUACGAAUAAGAUUGUUGUGUAUUAAAAGUUUUAACCCACUUUUCUUCUAGAUAGCGUACGUAAUUAUAAUAUGAAUGAUAAUUACGUAAAUGCUUGUUCUCAUGUGUGUUCUAUAUAGU
This is a messenger RNA of Temnothorax curvispinosus, 2001 nucleotides long. Its product is annotated as mitochondrial-processing peptidase subunit alpha-like. The record is from RefSeq and is a predicted model, not a curated record. Gene Ontology annotation, cellular component: mitochondrion. The transcript has 4 exons. The coding region runs from base 316 to 654 and encodes 112 amino acids. NCBI's taxonomy places the organism in Eukaryota, Metazoa, Arthropoda, Insecta, Hymenoptera, Formicidae. Gene Ontology annotation, molecular function: metal ion binding.